GGGUGGUCCGGGCCUCGAGCAUCUUCCCAAUCCUGAGUGCCAUCCUGCUGCUGAUGGGGGGAGUGUGCAUCGCCACCAGCCGAUUCUACCGGAGUCGCAGGAACAUCGUGCUGGGUUCCGGCAUCCUCUUCGUCGCUGCUGGCCUGAGUAACAUUAUCGGUGUGAUUGUCUACAUCUCAGCGAACGCGGGAGACCCGAGCACCAAGAGGGAUGAGGACAAGAAGUUCCAUUACUCUUAUGGCUGGUCCUUCUACUUUGGCGGUCUCUCAUUCAUUGUGGCCGAAGCUGUGGGGGUCUUGGCUGUCAACAUCUACAUCGAACGGAGCAAAGAGGCCCGGUCACGCCGGAGCCGGACUGCCCCGGCUAAACCCGCCAGCUCCACGGCCCUCCGCCUUCCCUCCUACCGUUUCCCCUACCAGCGCCACUCCAGGGACGACCCAACCGCGGUUUCUCCCUCCGGCCUCCCACUCGCUUCCGCACCACCACCUUCAUCCUCUUCCUCAAUGGCCGUCCCUGCCGCUCCUACUGCCCCCUCUUCCUCCUCCUCGGCGGCUGACCUCUCCCUGUUCGCUCUGUCCCGCGAUCCCUCCAAGGGCACCCUCGCCAAUCUCCUCAACUGUGAGAGGGAGGCAGGGUUCCUGCAACUUCACAAUUGUUUCGGAGGAGGAGGGGGAGGAGGGGCAGACGGGGGUAAGGAGAGCUCUGAUACGAACACCCUGAACCGCAAGACUACGCCUGUCUGAGCGGAGGUGGGGGCAAAAGGCAGGGGGAGAUAGAUCCACCUCAGUCUCUGUGUCUCACUGUGACGGGACGGAGUGGGGGGAGCUUCACUCUGUGCCUGACCCCGGGAGUAUGUGAUGGGACGGUGUGGAGGGGGUUUCACUCUGUGUCAGAUCUCAGGAGUCUCUGAUGGGAGAGUGUGGAGAGAGCUUCACUCUGUGUCUGACCCCGGGAGUGUGUGAUCGGAUGGUCUGGAGGGGGUUUCACUCUGUGUCAGACCUCAGGAGUCUCUGAUGGGAGAGUGUGGAGAGAGUUUCACUCUGUGUCUGACUCCGGGAGUGUGUGAUGGGACAGUGUGGAGGGAGUUUCACUCUGUGUCUGACCCUGGGAGUGUGUGAUAGGACGGUGUGGAGGGAGAUUCACUCUGUGUCUGACCCUGGGAGUGUGUGAUGGGACAGUGUGGAGGGAGAUUCACUCUGUGUCUGACCCCGGGGGUGUGUGAUCGGACGGUCUGGAGGGAAAUUCACUCUGUGUCUGACCCCGGGAGUGUGUGAUGGGACAGUGUGGAGGGAGCUUCACUCUGUGUCUGACCCCGGGGGUGUGUGAUGGGAUAGUGUGGAGGGAGCUUCACUCUGUGUCUGACCCUGGGAGUGUGUGAUGGGACAGUGUGGAGGGGGUUUCACUCUGUGUCUGACCCCGGCAGAGUGUGAUGUGACAGUGUGUAUGGAGGUUCACUCUGUGUCUGAACACGGGAGUGUGUGAUGGGACUGUGUGGAGGGGGUUUCACUCUGUGUGUGACCCUGGGAGUGUGUGAUGGACGGUGUGGAGGGGGUUUCACUCUGCGUCUGACCUCAGGAGUCUCUGAUGGGAGAGUGUGGAGAGAGCUUCACUCUGUGUCUGAUCCCGGGAGUGUGUGAUCGGACGGUCUGGAGGGAAAUUCACUCUGUGUCUGACCCCGGGAGUGUGUGAUCGGACGCUGUGGAGGGAGAUUCACUCUGUAUCUGACCCCGGGGGUGUGUGAUGGGAUAGUGUGGAGGGAGCUUCACUCUGUGUCUGACCCUGGGAGUGUGUGAUGGGACAGUGUGGAGGGGGUUUCAUUCUGUGUCUGACCCCGGCAGAGUGUGAUGUGACGGUGUGUAUGGAGGUUCACUCUGUGUCUGAACACGGGAGUGUGUGA
Messenger RNA from Hypanus sabinus (Atlantic stingray), 1897 nucleotides. RefSeq names its product voltage-dependent calcium channel gamma-8 subunit-like. The transcript is spliced from 2 exons. Gene Ontology annotation, cellular component: AMPA glutamate receptor complex; postsynaptic density membrane. The record is from RefSeq and is a predicted model, not a curated record. Gene Ontology annotation, molecular function: voltage-gated calcium channel activity; channel regulator activity. Gene Ontology annotation, biological process: positive regulation of synaptic transmission, glutamatergic; calcium ion transport; neurotransmitter receptor transport, postsynaptic endosome to lysosome. The annotation marks the transcript as partial. NCBI's taxonomy places the organism in Eukaryota, Metazoa, Chordata, Chondrichthyes, Myliobatiformes, Dasyatidae.